Triticum aestivum (bread wheat) is the source of this 2378-nucleotide messenger RNA. RefSeq lists its product as uncharacterized. Gene Ontology annotation, molecular function: protein binding. The record is from RefSeq and is a predicted model, not a curated record. Lineage: Eukaryota; Viridiplantae; Streptophyta; Magnoliopsida; Poales; Poaceae. The transcript has a single exon. Bases 49 to 1470 code for a protein of 473 amino acids.
CGGUCAAUCAAUCAAUCGACCAGGCCGGGCCGUACGUGCAAACGUACGAUGGCAACCUCGCCGGCAGCUUCCAGGAUCAGGCCGUCGCACGGCGAACCGUCCCCGCCGCUGAACCAAGAGCUGAUCGUCGACGAGAUCCUCACGCGCCUGCCGGUGGCCGCAGCCGUGCGCUGCAGAUCUGUCUGCCGGGCGUGGAACGCGGCCCUCGCCUCCGGCCACUUCGUCGCCGCGCACGCCGCCCGAGCAGCCGCCGCGCGCCACCCCGAGAUCGUCUUCUUCUCGCCGACAGAGAAGGGCGUCGCCACGUCCUUCUACGCUUGCUCGCUUCCCGAGGACGGAGACGCGCCGCCCGCCGCCGCUGCCCGCAAGCUGCUCAGCGUGGGCAACCUCGCCGGCGAGCACCUGGUACUGACCGGCAAGCCGUGCCGCGGCCUGACGCUCGUCUUCGACGUCCGGUUGUCCGAGUACCACGUCUUGAACCUGUCCACCGGCGAGCAUGUAUCCCUGCCGCCCUGCGAGACGGCGGAGGAGAUAGCACCGGUGGUUCCGAAGCUGAUGCUGCUCAAACGGUUUCCUCUGGAGCUCUCCAGCACCGGCCUCGGCUUCGACCCGGCCACCGGUCAACACAAGGUGGUCAGGCUCUUCAGGAACAUCUUCGGCCAGCAGAAGUGCGAGGUGUGCUCGCUUACGGCGUCCGGCGAGUGGCGGUGGCGGCGCUGCGCCGGGGGCAACGCGCCCCCAAGAUUUGCGUGCUACGUCGACGGCAGGCCUCCCGUGGCCCUCGACGGAUCCCUCUACUGGCUGCUGCACCGGCGAGGCUGCGCCGACGACGGCAGCGCCAGCUGGGACCCGCAGCAGGACGCGCCCAUCCUGUCGCUCUCCGUCGGCGCCGAGCGGUUCGGGUGGGUGCGCACGCCGCCGCGGCUGGCGUCACGAAUCCGGCACCUCACCAACCUCGACGGCUCCCUCUGCGCCGUCGUCCACGACAGGCUCGUCGACGACGUGCUACUGCUCGUCACGUGGAGUCCGUCGUCGCCAUCGUGGUCUGCGCGCUGCCGCAUCGACGUGGGCAGCCUGCCCCGGCCGAUCCGGGACGAGCUGAGCGGGGAGCGGGAGAUCGUCCCGCUGUGCAGUGUGAAGAAGAAGAUCCUGCUGGCGACGAGCAGGCACAAGGUGUACGCCUACGACACGGAGCAAGGCGCCGCCGAGGAGGUGUUCGACAUGAACCGCUUUGUCGACGUGCCGCCGCACAACAGCGAGUCACGGCUGUUCGUCAACAUUGGCCUCCACGAGGAAGACAUCGGCCCGAAGUUGGCGGGUGAUAAGUGGCUACAGGUGAAGCGGGGACGAGACAUGGUGAUCGGCAAGCGGGAGGCGGCGUCGUCGGCGUACCAGCUGGAACAUCGGGACCACGACGAGGGAUUUCACAGGACGAGGGAGGUGAUCAUGCAGCUUGCAUUUCCAACUUAGGGUCUAACUACCAUCAAACUUGUUAUUGAGACGAUGUAAAUUUGAAGAUGUAAAACUAGAAGACGUAUAAUUUACAUCUUUAAAAUAUACAUUUUACAUUUUCAAGAAAGAGGCAAUUCCAACAGAUGAUAUAUAUUGGAGAUGCAAAAGAGCAACUCCAACAGACGAUGCAAAUUGGAGAUGUAAAACCUGCCGCCGGCAGCGGCGCUGUACAGCCCCACAAAUUGAAAUAAAAGCAUCCCAAAAACAACUUAUUUUUUUACAUGCCAAUAAUAUCAAAUUAUUACGUAAUUCAUGAAAUCCACAACAUCGAAUGCAACACAAAUAAAACAAAGUUCUUGCACAAUACAACAAACAAAUAAUGAAACUAUGCGGCUCUUUCACAAUGCCAUUUCCAGUACUCCUCCAUCAAAUCCUUUUGAAGUUGAUCGUGUGAAUUGGAGUCUCUAAUUUGGUUGUACACCUUCAUGAAAUGUCUGAUUCGCUCCUCUUUUCUCAUCAGCAUAACGCGUAUGCCCCUGGUUUGCAUGGUUUUUACUUUGGGGUAAUUUCCUCAAAAACCUUGCGUGCAAGGUGGAAGAAAUCGGCCGGCGGUGGGUUGGGCAGCCAUUCGGCUGCAGCUUGUGCGAGCGACGGCUGUAGAACACCUACGAACGGUCACCACCCUGCAAAGAACACGGCGGCAGCUCCGCGCGUAGGCGGGUGGCGUCGCGCGACGUGAAGAACGGCGGAGGCGGGCAGCCGCGUGCAGGCGGCGUGCGUGUCUCCCCUAGCUCCGGCGGUGGGUCGAGGCUAGCGAAAAGCCGACCGCGUCGUCCACGCCAUUACAGCAGCCGAACAUCCGACGAAUCUUCGAUUCGAAGCGGCGGCCGAAAUCAAAUCUGCAGCUGCGGGGGACAGUCGUCGCU